Molecule: messenger RNA, 1943 nt
Organism: Physcomitrium patens
Lineage: Eukaryota; Viridiplantae; Streptophyta; Bryopsida; Funariales; Funariaceae
Product: large ribosomal subunit protein uL3
Biological process (GO): translation
Cellular component (GO): cytosolic large ribosomal subunit; ribosome
Molecular function (GO): RNA binding; structural constituent of ribosome
Source: RefSeq, a predicted model, not a curated record
UGUAAUGGAUAUUAGGGUUUGAGAGGCCGAUGGAUAAAGCUAGGGUUUAUCAAUUCUAUCUCCCCGAAGGCUCAAAGGCUCCAUCUCCGCCCCCAGGUUCACCUUCCUGUUCAUUCCUCGCCGUAGCUGAGAAUCGUCUUGUCCAUACGCGAGUGCGCAGGAGUGAGCACGCACGCAGACAUGUCGCACAGGAAAUUCGAGCACCCCCGUCACGGGUCUUUGGGGUUUCUGCCCCGCAAGAGGGCCGCUCGCUCUCGCGGGAAGGUGAAGACCUUUCCCAAGGAUGAUGCCUCUAAGGCGCCGCACUUGACAUCUUUCCUGGGAUACAAGGCCGGGAUGACCCACAUCGUGCGCGAGGUGGAGAAGCCCGGGUCUAAGCUGCACAAGAAGGAGACGUGCGAGGCCGUGACCAUCGUGGAGACGCCGCCGAUGAUCGUCGUGGGUCUGGUGGCAUACAUUAAGACGCCGCGUGGGUUGAGGUCACUGAACACGGUGUGGGCUCAGCACCUGAGCGACGAGGUGAAGCGGCGGUUCUACAAGAAUUGGUCUAAGUCGAAGAAGAAGGCGUUUUCGAAUUACAGCAAGCGGUACGAGAGCGAGGAGGGGAAGAAGGAUGUGGAGUCGGAGCUGGAGCGGAUGAAGAAGUACGCGAGCGUGAUCCGGGUGUUGGCGCACACGCAGGUGCGGAAGCUGAAGGGAAUCAAGCAGAAGAAGGCUCACUUGGCGGAGAUCCAGGUGAACGGGGGGAACAUUGCGGAGAAGGUGGACUUCGGGUUUAAGCUGUUCGAGAAGUGGGUGUCAGUGGACGCGGUGUUCAGGAAGGACGAGAUGAUCGAUAUCAUCGGCGUAACGCGGGGGCACGGGUACGAAGGCGUGGUGACGCGGUGGGGAGUGACUCGGCUGCCGAGGAAGACUCACAGGGGUCUUCGGAAGGUGGCUUGUAUCGGUGCAUGGCAUCCGGCGCGCGUGUCAUUCACUGUGGCGAGGGCUGGGCAGAACGGAUACCACCACAGGACAGAGAUGAACAAGAAGGUGUACAAGGUGGGGAAGGCGGAGGAUAAGCAGUCGUUCGGGGCGUCGACGGAGUUCGAUGUGACGGAGAAGGAGAUCACACCGAUGGGCGGGUUCGCGCAUUAUGGGAUCGUGCGGGAGGAUUAUCUGAUGCUGAAGGGAGGAGUGAUGGGACCGAAGAAGAGGGUGAUCACACUUCGGCAGAGUCUGUACAAGCAGGUGUCACGAAGCGCGUUGGAGGACAUCAAGCUGAAGUUCAUCGACACAUCAUCGAAGUUUGGUCACGGUCGGUUCCAGACAUCGUUUGAGAAGGCGAAGGUGUACGGUAAGGUCAAGGCAGCGGCUUAAGGGGCUGAAGCAUAGCCCACGGUGGAGUCUAAAUUACUGAAGUUAUGAUAUGUCAUUGGGGCUUUGGAGGCAUGCAGUGGAUGCAUGUCAUGGGCCUCUGGCAUGCAAUGAAGCAAACCCAUUGAUGAGUUUGUAUGCCUCUGCCAUGCCCUUCCUCGAUUGCCCGCUGUCCAAGUAUACCUUGGUCAUGCUGGCUGUAAGCUUCGAUACAGUUGAUUUUAUAUUGCUUUGGGAUAGUCCUCGCAUUAAUUGUAUCUUAAGUGAGGGCUUGCAAGUCUCGAGCAAGUUACGGGCCACUGGCAAGUGCCUCCGAUUUCGAUCGACCCUUUAUUGGUGUUGGUCAUCUGUGCACCUCUGCCAUGCCCACCUCCUGAUCAUUGCUUGUGCAGGGAGUCGGUUGUACAUUGGGUUCUCAAUACAAGGCUGACAAUGUCUUCAUUCUGGUCUCUUUCUAUGGGAUUGGAUAUUUAUGUUGAAUUUAGUACGCAGGGAUGUCACGACCUACUUUCUCGGUAUGUAAAGUUCCUGUGGUUCAUGAACUAGCGAUUCAUUAAAUACAAAUAAACAUGCACCUAUUCUGAUCA